GUCGCCAUCUGUCACUCCGUCACACAAAAUUCAAAAUGUCAAAAUUGUCAAAUGGAAAAUUUCAUAAACUCAUCUCUUUGCAGUAAAUAAUGUAGAUUUUAUCCAAUAAAUAUCAAUAACCACGAGUGACGAGGUCCACACCUUUGUAAUUCUAAUAAGUUCACCAUCAAAACCACCUGCCUACAACGCAGUGUAGAUAAUUUCUGUACAAUAUGUCGACUGAAAACGAGGUAGUGGAAAUAGUUGCUGAAGAAGAAGAAGAAGACGAAGAAGGAGAAGAAAUAGAAGAAGAAGAAGAAGAGUAUGAAAAUGCUAAACCUGAGGACCCUGAUGAAAAGCGAGUGGGCUGUGCACAUUACAAGCGGCGCGCUAAGUUUGUGACACCAUGCUGUAACAAGAUGUACAUGUGUCGCUACUGUCACGACGAGAACGAACAGCACUACUUCAACAGGAAGACUGUCACGGAACUCAUUUGCACCGAGUGUGACACCCGGCAGAAAGUGCAGGCCGAGUGCAUCAAGUGUGGUGUCAGAUUUGGGAAGUACACCUGCCUAAUCUGCAACCUGUUUGACGAUGAGGACAAGAAGCAGUACCACUGCGACGGCUGCGGCAUCUGCCGGGUCGGCGGCCGCGACCGCUUCUUCCACUGCAAGCGGUGCAACAUGUGCCUGCCCGAGCAGCUGCAGCGAGUCGGCCAUCGGUGCGUAGAGAACGUGUCCCGCUCCAACUGCCCCGUCUGCCUCGAAGACAUCCACACGUCCCGGAUCCCGUGCCACAUCCCGGACUGCGGGCACCUGCUGCACCGGCCCUGCUUCCAGCAGCUGCUGCACUCGGGCCACUACGCCUGCCCCACGUGCCAGACCAGCAUGAUCGACAUGACCACGUUGUGGUCGUACCUGGACUCGGAGGUGGCGGCGACGCCGAUGCCGCCCGAGUACGCCGACUACAAGGCCACCAUCCUGUGCAAGGACUGCCACAAGCUAUCGACGGUGAAGUUCCACGUGGUGGGGCUGAAGUGCGAGCACUGCGGCGCCUACAACACCUGCCAGACCAACGGGUUCCAGAACGAUGAAGAGAUAGAGUGGGAGUCCCAGGGCGCUGAGGGCGGCGAGGCCCCCGACUCUUCCACAUCAACAUCGGGCUCAUCUUCAAACGCGACCAGUCGUAGCGGCUCCUCCUCCGGAACCUUACAGCCAACCGUCGCCGCCCCCGAGAGCCAAUCAGAGCCCGCCGUCGCCGAGCCGGCCAAUCAGGAGCCGGAGAGCGAGCUGCCGCGCGCCAAUCCGAUGGACGAGCCGCCGCAAGCCUGACAACGCGACUAGCGGCGCCGGAAUGCGCUAGACACCAUGUCUGUCUACUACCACGGUGUACUGACGGGCGUGGUGGGCGUUGCUGGCUGGAUCGCCGAUGUUACCAGCAACUGGUGGUGUUAAGACCUUGUGAAGGCAGUGUGGCGCUGGCGUCUACGUCAGUUGAAGGCGUUAGUUCUGAUUUCGGCCACGGCGAGUGCCAGAAGACCUUGUAUAAGCAGUGUGUUGCGUGGCGCUGGCGUCUAUGUCAGAUGGUGGCGUUAGUUCCGAUUUCGACCACGAGGUGUGCCUAAAUAUCUACGGGAACGGGUAGGCUGUGCGAAAAGGAGUGAAGUGAAAUUAACAUUUUUAUUCCUUAUAUUCAUGUUAUCUAUGUGAUGGCACUUAUAUGUGAAAUUUAUUCAUCUCGUAUAAGCAUAGACUUACAAAUUGUAGUUGUAUUUUGCACAGAUGUGUUAGUGAUAUUUCAUCGAGUAACACGCGUAAAUUAAAAUUAAAUACUUAUUUCAAUUUAACGGAGUACUUGAUUAUAUUUAAGGUAAUGUAUUUUAAUUGCUCAUACAAAAGUGAUUUUAAAGUGAAAUUUAACACAGAUAGAUACAUAUUUCAGACAUGUAAGGUCAGCUUCAUAAGUAGCUAUACGCUUUUGUACCUUGUCAAAUUAGCAUGUCAUCAGUGUUUUAAUAAUUGACUGGGUAGAUUGUGAGUUUGACAAGGUACGAAAGUGUAUAGCUACUUUAAAUCUGGCUGGUAUCCUUUCAAAAGUAAAAUAGCCUAUGUUAAAAGGGCACUAUUUUAAUAAAUAGUAAGACAUAUAUUGAAACGUUUUUAAUAUCAUUUAUAAUAUAUGUACGUUUUACUUAAGUAAAAUAGGUCAAUGUUAAAAGGACACUAUUUUAAUAAAUAUUUAAAUUAUUAAAUAUGUUUUACCUUCUAUUAUUAUAGGUACAUUAUUCAUGUGUAUUACAUUCAUACUUGUCUAUACAUAACUGAACGUAGUCUACAGGGUGGGAAAGAUAAAGGGGUAAAUAAAUGUACCUAUAGGCAUAUUGUAGUUUAUGAAUGAGGCACAGGGGGCGAAGUAGGAGUUUUCACUGCUCUAAUGGUG
This is a messenger RNA of Plutella xylostella (diamondback moth), 2418 nucleotides long. It is a transcript of the gene Rchy1, whose product is annotated as Ring finger and CHY zinc finger domain containing 1. Gene Ontology annotation, molecular function: ubiquitin protein ligase activity; zinc ion binding. Gene Ontology annotation, biological process: ubiquitin-dependent protein catabolic process; protein ubiquitination. Gene Ontology annotation, cellular component: nucleus. NCBI's taxonomy places the organism in Eukaryota, Metazoa, Arthropoda, Insecta, Lepidoptera, Plutellidae. The record is from RefSeq and is a predicted model, not a curated record.